AUGAUCCACAGGGAUGCAGUAUCUUAUAACUCACUGAUCUCUGGGCUAGCUCAGCGUGGGUUUAGUGAUAGAGCAUUGGAAUUGUUCAAAAGAAUGCAGAUUGAUUGUUUGGAACCAGACUGUGUUACAAUUGCUAGUCUUUUGAGUGCCUGCGCAGAUGUUGGUGCUCUGCAUAAGGGUACACAACUCCACUCACUUGCAAUAAAAGCGGGAAUGUCAUCAGACAUCAUCCUUGAAGGCUCUCUGCUUGAUCUUUAUGUGAAAUGCUCAGAUGUGCAAACUGCCUAUGAAUUUUUCCUUACUACAGAGACAGAAAAUGUUGUCCUGUGGAAUGUGAUGUUAGUUGCUUAUGGUCAGCUAGAUGAUCUUAAUGAAUCAUUUCAUAUUUUUAGGCAAAUGCAUAUUGAGGGCAUGAUUCCUAAUCAAUACACCUACCCUAGUAUUCUGAGAACCUGUACCUCUGUCGGGGCUCUCAAUUUAGGAGAACAAAUACAUACUCAAGUCAUAAAAACUGGUUUUCAUUUCAAUGUUUAUGUCUGCAGUGUGCUUAUUGAUAUGUAUGCUAAGCAUGGGGAAUUGGAUACUGCCCUGAAAAUUCUCAGUAGACUCACUGAGGAUGAUGUUGUGUCUUGGACUGCUAUGAUCGCAGGGUAUGCACAGCAUGAUUUAUUUUCGGAAUCUCUUAUACUUUUUGAAGAAAUGCAAAAGAGAGGAAUUCGAUCUGACAACAUAGGAUUUUCAAGUGCAAUAAGUGCAUGUGCUGGUAUUCAAGCACUCAAUCAAGGAAGACAAAUUCAUGCUCAGUCGUGUGUCUCUGGUUGUUCAGAUGACCUGUCAGUUGGAAAUGCACUUGUUACCCUGUAUGCCAGAUGUGGUAGAAUAUGGGAAGCAUACCAUGCAUUUGAGGCAAUUGAUGCUAAAGAUAAUAUAUCAUGGAAUGGAUUGAUAUCUGGGUUUGCACAGAGUGGGUACUUUGAGGAAGCACUGCAGGUAUUUAAUCGGAUGAAUAAAGCUGGAGUAGAAGCUAAUUUGUUCACAUUUGGCUCUGCAAUUAGUGCUGCUGCUAAUUUAGCAAUAUAA
Messenger RNA from Prunus armeniaca (apricot), 1080 nucleotides. NCBI's taxonomy places the organism in Eukaryota, Viridiplantae, Streptophyta, Magnoliopsida, Rosales, Rosaceae. The record is from the annotation of a GenBank genome assembly.